AUGGCUAGUCCUACCGUACUCGCUUUCGAUGCCGAGGGCCGUCCAGUGAAGUUCGAAACCUGGCUCGAUGACCUGCACCUUUUCCUACAGCUCACUGCCAAGGAGGAUAUCUCACUGUACGACCACGCCCUAGGCCAUGCUACUGCCCCUGACACUUCUGCUGACAGCACUCUGCGCUCCCAGUGGCAGACUCGUGACGCCCACACUCGCUUCGCUAUUCGCAACUCCCUACCGCUAGACGAGCGCGAGCACUUCGGCCAGUGCAAGACUGCUAAGGAACUGUACACAGCCGUAGUUGCUCGUUACUCCUCACCGGCCUCUGCUACACUAGGCCGCCUCUCACUGCCCUACCUGUUCCCCGAUCUGGCCUCCUUUCACACUGUUGCUGACCUCAUCACCCACCUCAAGACUAGUGAGGCCCGCUUUCGCGCUGCUAUGCCUGCCGAGUUCCUUGCUAGCAACCCCCCCCCGCUCUGGCUCACUCUCUACCACAUUGUCACCCGCCUCCCUGACUCUCUGCGCGCAGUCAGGGAUUCCUUUCUAGCUCGCUCCCCUACUGAGCUCACCAUUGCCCUCCUCGAGAAGGACCUACUUGCAGCUGAGGCGAGCAUCGUCGCCGUAGGUGCCUCUCGUGGCGAGCCCCGCACCCCCUUCUUUGAGGGGUGUUCCCCUUCCCCCCUUCUCCCCUCUGUCGCCUCUGCUGCUGCUGUCGACCUCCUUGGUGCUGAGAAGGUCGGGACCGCGUCUGCUCCGAGCGGGCGCCGCAGGAGCAAGGGGGGCAAGGGUGGAGGUGGCGGCGGGGGAGGCGGGGGUGGAGGCGGUGGGAGUGGAGGUGGGGCUGGAGAGGCUAGUGGCGGCAGUGGGGGUGGUGACAGCGGCGGCGGGGGUGGUGGCAGAGGCGGAGGUGGCAGCGGCGGCGGAGGUGGUCGUAGCGGCGGCAGGGGUGGAGGUGGCCGAGGCGGUGGCGGCGGCGGUGGUGGUCGUGGAGGCGCUGGCGGUGGCCAGAGUCAGCAGCCCGCCCCGUCGCUCCAGGAGGCACGUGAGUGGUACUCGCAGCGUGGCUUUACCUGCACGUACGUCAUUCGCACUGGUGACCGCACUGGCCAGCAGUGUGGGAGGCCGCACCCCACGCAGCGCUGCUUCGCGCGCCUUACCGACGCGUGGCGCACCCAGUUUCCUGGUGCCACUGAGCUACCCCGCUGGGCUGAUCUGGAGAGGAAGGGAGUUGAUAUCUGGGCUCUAGACUUUGAUGCUAUUCUCACUACCAUGUAUGCGAUGUUUACUAGUGGAGAGGGUGCUCAGUACUUGCGUGUUCCGCCCGACCCAGGCAUUCUGACCAGUCCGGCCGCCGCUCUAGGUGCUAGUGAGUCUGCUGCCCCAGGUCCUGGUGAGGCUGCUGCUCUAGGUGCUUGUGAGUCUGUGCCCCCUGGUACUGAGUCGACUGCAGCACUGCACACCUUCACACUGGACUCAGGUGCUUCUCGCUGUUUCUUUCGUGACCGCACUGUCCUUGAGCCACUCGCUCGGCCAGUUGCGGUCUCCCUAGCUGACUCCUCUGGGGGUCCGGUCAUUGCGACCUCCUCCACUGUCCUUCCUUGUCCUGCGGUCCCGUCAGGCACGCUGUCAGGUCUCUACCUCCCCUCGUUCUCUACGAACUUGGUAGCAGGUCGAGCGCUCCAGGACGGGGGUGUUCACCAGUUCACCCCUGCCUACGAGCGCGUGACACACUGCACGUGUACUCGCACGGGUCGCCACCUGGCUACCUUCACUCGAGAGCCGAGGACGGAUCUGUACACACUGACCACUGAGUCCCCUCAGGUAGCUGCGUCUGCGUCUGCGUCAGGUCAGCUGUCCGCCCCCUGCUCGUGUCGCUCUCUGGCGCAUGAGACUGUCCUCUGGCACCACCGCCUUGGUCACCUGUCUGUGCAGCGCCUUCGGGCCAUGCACAAACGGGACCUUGUUGCUGGUCUUCCCAGGGUUCUCCCUCCCCUCCCACCCUCGCCUGCUCCUCCCUGUCUUCCCUGUGUCGAGGGGCGGCAGCGCGCCGCUCCUCACUCCUCCUCCUUUCCCCCGACGACUGCUCCUUUGCAGACGCUCCACAUGGACGUGUGGGGCCCAGCCCGCGUCCGUGGUCAGGGUCAAGAGAGGUACUUCCUGAUUGUUGUUGACGACUUCUCGCGCUACACCACGGUCUUCCCUUGCACGCCAAGGGUGACGUCCCUGAUGUCUUGA
Molecule: messenger RNA, 2232 nt
Organism: Closterium sp. Yama58-4
Lineage: Eukaryota; Viridiplantae; Streptophyta; Zygnematophyceae; Desmidiales; Closteriaceae
Source: the annotation of a GenBank genome assembly